CAAAGCAGCACACGACAGGUGGGAGCAGGCCUCCGCAACAGCAGAACCAGGACAGGUGGAAAGCAGGCCCCAGCCGUGGCAAAUCCUCCUCCGCACAGCAGCACAUGCCCGGUGGAAGCUGGCCCCAGCCCGAAGCGUGGAGCCACUCAGUCUCACCGCGAUGGCUCCGGGAUAAAAUCCUCCUAAGUACAGCCGUACUCUACAGGUGGGAGCAGGCCUCCGCAGAUCGUAGAUGACCUGAUUGUGGUUUCAGUAGUGUGUAGGAUGUGAGAGUAAUUCACAGAUAUUGCCCUAAUGCUGCCGCUUAUUCAUGCGACGAACAUCGUCGAGAAAGUCUAAAGACACAUCAUGGCAAAUACUACUGUAUAGAAAAAGCACCUAAAUCACAUCAAAACGUUUUAAAGUAACGAGCAUAUGGAUGCACGGACAAGCGCUGAAAACUUGCAUCCGAAUCUUCCGAAUACCGGAAGCGUAUAUAUACAAAUAAGUUGACAGUUAUAAUGAGACAAGCAAAAAGAGAAUAUUAUAAUAAUAUGUUAAAAGAAAAGAAAAAUGAUAUCAAGGGCACAUGGAAAAUCUUAAAUAAUGUUAUUGGAAAUAAAUCUGUAUCCACUGGCCUGCCCAGUCACUUCAUUGAUGACAAAAAUAAGGUUGUAAAAAACAUGAUUGAAGUGGUACAUGAAUUUAACUAUUUUUUUGUAAAUGUCGGACCUAAUCUUGCAAAGACUAUUCCAAAACAACGGGCAAAGAGAGGAUGGCGGAAUUGGGGGAAGUAAAGUGUUGCAGUCAAUGUUUCUGGGAGAGAUAAACGAAAUUGAAAUUAGAUCCAUUGUAGACAAAUGCAAAAAUAAGACUUCGACUGAUAGUGAUGGGAUCGACAUGACAAUAGUGAAAACGACUAUUGACUGUAUAAUUAAACCGCUAACCUACAUCUUUAAUCUUUAAUUUCAGACAGGUAUUUUUCCAGACAGCAUGAAAUCCGUGCAUGAUGCACGGAUUCUGAAGAACAGCCCCAUCUACGCUAGGGGGACUUACCCUCCACCAGGGUAUUUCAUCCUAGCUGAUGGUGGCUACCCAUGUCUACAGGAACCCCUGGCCCUUAUCACACCAUAUAAGAGGCCAGUGAGAGGCAUGGCAGAACAACGGUUUAAUUGCCAUCACUCCAGGGGUCGCGCAAUCAUUGAGCGGGCCUUUGGGGUGAUGAAAACCCGCUUCAGGUGCAUCUUUUUAGAAACACUUGAAGUACAUCAUAAGUUUGUCCCCAAGGUUGUAACGGCAUGUGUAAUCUUACACAACAUCUGUGUCGGGGUUGGAGACGACCUACCUCCAGACGCCGCCGCUCUGGAGGACAACCAGCCACCUGCUGCGGAUGAAGGUGCAUGUGGGGAAAGUGAGAGUGGAGCAGCAUGGCGUGUGGCCCUUGCCAACGAGGUGUCCGCACUUGCUGGUGCUCCACAGGACCAUGACUAUUGUGCACAGCCUUGAAAAAGUCCUGGCGGAUAAACAGCCAAAACAUCAUAAAAUCACCAAUUCUGCCUACAUGUGGGAGAUGGACCCUCUGGCAGGAGGCUGCGCUCCAUCAGGACCAGAACCUCUCUCCACCUGAACAGUUUCUUCACCUCCGCUACCGGCCUCUUAAAUAAGGCCUGGCCCCCCCACUGAUACUUUACCUCAGACUCUAUGCAUUACAUUAAUGCACACAAUGUUCAAAUAUUGCUUACUGGACAUAUUUCAUAUGUUAUAUUCUAUAAUUCACUGCAUUCUAUUAAGCUGUAAAUGACUGCUUGACUUUAUUUUAUUGCUAUCUAUCUAUAUUUGUUUACAGUGUUGUUAAUAUAGUUCGCUAUCUGUGUACUUGUGUUUUAUAUUUAAUGUAUGCGCCAUGACAUCAAGUCAAAUUCCUUGUACUUGUGAGUAUACCUGCCAAUAAAGCCCUUUAUGAUUCAGAAU
This is a messenger RNA of Trematomus bernacchii (emerald rockcod), 1950 nucleotides long. Its product is annotated as putative nuclease HARBI1. The record is from RefSeq and is a predicted model, not a curated record. Bases 973 to 1485 code for a protein of 170 amino acids. The transcript is spliced from 3 exons. Lineage: Eukaryota; Metazoa; Chordata; Actinopteri; Perciformes; Nototheniidae.